Molecule: messenger RNA, 974 nt
Organism: Dioscorea cayenensis subsp. rotundata (Guinea yam)
Lineage: Eukaryota; Viridiplantae; Streptophyta; Magnoliopsida; Dioscoreales; Dioscoreaceae
Product: methyltransferase N6AMT1-like
Exons: 2
Coding region: 2-847 (281 amino acids)
Biological process (GO): methylation
Cellular component (GO): eRF1 methyltransferase complex
Molecular function (GO): S-adenosylmethionine-dependent methyltransferase activity; nucleic acid binding; protein methyltransferase activity
Source: RefSeq, a predicted model, not a curated record
GAUGCCUAUAAAUCCUCCCUUUGUUGGUUCCAUAGAAUCACCGGCCGCCUCCUCCACGAGCAAGCAGGUCGGCAGCGAGUUCUACAUCCCUUUUCCCAUCUCUCGUUGUCAGUCCUUGAAGCUUCGGCUUUCCAAGGUCAUGUUUCCCAGAGGCGCAGAUAUCCGGCUUGUAAGCAGUCACCCAGAGGUUUAUGAGCCUUGUGAUGACUCAUUUGCAUUGGUUGAUGCCCUCCUUGCUGAUCGAGGGAACCUAUUAAAUCACCAGGCAAGGUUUUGCAUGGAAAUUGGUUGUGGAAGUGGUUAUAUAAUCACAUCAUUAGCUAUCAUUCUCGGGAAAGAGAACUCUGGAAUUCAUUAUUUUACGAGUGACAUCAAUCCUUAUGCUACUAGAGUGACUCAGAGAACUCUAGAUGCUCACGGUGUACAUGCAGAGAUUAUCAACACUGAUAUCGCCUCUGGGCUUCAGAAGCGACUUGUAGGCAUGAUGGAUGUCAUUGUUGUGAAUCCUCCCUAUGUGCCAACACCGGAGGAGGAAGUUAGUUGUGAAGGGAUCACUGCAUCUUGGGCAGGAGGGUAUAAUGGGCGCACUGUAAUUGACAGAAUCCUCCCUGUGGUGGAUGAGCUUUUGUCAGAUUCGGGUUGGCUUUAUAUGGUCACCCUGACAGCUAACAACCCUUCAGAGAUUUGCUUGUUAAUGAGGAAAAGGGGUUUUGCAUCUCGCAUUGUUGUUCAAAGAUCAACAGAGGAGGAAAGCCUCCAUGUUAUCAAGUUUUGGCGGGAGGGAGUAGAUGAUGUGAAGGAUGGGAAUAUAACAUCUUCUUUGGGUACUUGGUUUGGUACUAAAUAGAAUUUCAUGUUUUUUUGAGCAAAAUGUAAGAUUUCACAACCAAAGUUUGUAACUUCAAAGUUUAGACAAUUUUAUCUAGAGGUGCUACAUGUUUUCACCAAUGCACGGUAAGUCUUUUCUUCGUUUA